GUUUGAAAGAGAUACGUGCGUUACGAGUGGAUUCGCGUGAUGAGUCGCGAUUAACGAACGAAACGGGAAAAUUAGUGCCGAUCAAGCAGUGGAACGAAAGUGAAGUUCGGUUGGUCGAUCCUGUCCAGCCGACAUCAUGUUUCGCUCGAAGAAGGACGUCGACCGACACGUGCAGAAUGUCUUCUGCAAGCUGCGGAACGAGAACGAGAAAAAUCUUCGUUGUUAUAAUGUUGCCAAACUGUAUUAUCAAGUAGGCGAUUAUGAGUCCACAAAAAGAUAUGUAUGUAAUUACUUAGAGAUCCGAGAUAAUUCUGCCAGUGCACAUAAGUUAUUGGGUCAGGCAUAUGAAGCUCUUGGUCAAAAAGAAGCAGCUUUUAAUGAAUACAAAAUUUCACUUGAACUUGAAGGGAGACAAGAUGAUUUAGUCUUGAAAGUAUGUGAAUUACUGAUUGACAUGGAUAUGGGAAUGGAUGUUAAUAAAUUAAAGUAUUGGGUAGAGAGAGCUGACAGGCUAUUUCCACAUCAUCCAGUAGUUUUUCAAUUGAAAGAAAAAUUGUUGACUAUAGAGAAACCAAACAACAGUAGUGAAGAUCUUGAGGCACUUAUUGCAUCUGAAUUGGCUGCAAGACCGACUGAUGUGCAACUUCGCAUCAAAUUAUUAAAUUAUUAUAUAUCGGAGCAUAAAUUGGAUGAAGCUUAUGACCAUGCUAUUAGUGUAGAAGCAACUGUUCCUCAUAAGGACAGCAUUGCAUGGUAUCAGUUGCUGUAUGAUUUAUUAACAAAGUGUAAAGAGACUAAAUCCUUCAACUGGUCUUUUUGGUUUUUCUAUAUAUCUGUAUCGGAUAAGUAUGCAGGACUGUGUCUCAAAGAACAAGGCAGCGAAAUGAAAAAAAGCAUUUCAGAAGUGACACAGGCAAUAUUUAAUUUGGACCAAAAUUUGAACGAAUUAAAAAUAAAAAAGUUUCUUAAGCACCACUCUUUUAUGGAACAUUUGUUUAUGCAUAUGUGGGGUCAAUUGCACUUUCAUUUGGCAUGCUUGCUAUUACGCAAAACAAAACGCGAGCAGGGCAGUUGGAGCGAAGUAGGAAGACUGUGUUCGCCACUAUUGUUGACCGCAUUACAUGUAGCUCCAUUAGAAAAUCGUUUGCGUAUACAAUUAGAAGACGACGGACUUAGAAAUUUAUUCAACGUAUGGGUCAUGGAAGCAGCAUAUCGAUGUUGCCAAGCUGGUUACAUUCUUCAAAAUUAUGCUAAGGAUGAUACAAAAAAAUUGAUGGAUAGAAUUGAUAAGUUUUGCACAGGAUCCUGGAGAGAGCGUAUUUAUCAUCGAAUUUUUGUAAACAGGAUACAUCUUGAUAACAUGCGAGAUUCAUUCUUUUGCAAUCAUUCAGCUCCUGAUCCUCCCUUACGUAUGUGCACCGCGAAUCAAUUAAGAACUUACAAUCAAAUUGCACAAGAAGUUUGGCCGGCUUCACUGCAUCAUCAAAUUUGGCUUGGAAUGGAGAAUCGGCCUCAACAUAAAGAUGCUCCAUAUCCAGAUCAGACUUCACGCGUGUUCCCAGCAUUGCAAUUUUCAGUAUUCAAUACAAAUCAAGCGGCGCCUGAUAGUUUAUGCCUCAUCGAUAUUGAUGCAUUUCUUAAUGCGGCAAUACUCUGCUCGUGUGCAGUUCUGGAAGAGCAGCAACUUGGUAGCUUUAUGAAUCCAGAUAAAUUGCCGACAUUGCCUAUCGAUCUUACCGCGACACUGUCUACUACCAAUCAGGAGAAGUGGUGGUCCGCAGCAUACAAGAUGUACUCCAAGCGAGAGGAUGUAGACGGUGAUAUUGGCGAGCUGCGACAAGAAUUGCAGCAAGGUUUGGAAGUCAUUCGUUGCAUCGGUAAUCAUGGCAUGCAUCCAGUAUUAUUAGUGCAUCUGGCUCGCAUGUUCCAUCAUCGUGCGAAGACGAUGAAGGAGAAAGAUGAAUCGAAUGGCUACAUUUCUAGAUGGGAGGCGCGUUCUGAGUUGUAUUGGACCGCUGCUCUACCAUUGUUGGAGAGACUGCAAAACAAUCAAACAUUACGUAUGUCUCCGACAAAAUUGUUUAAUUAUCAAGGCAAAGACAUGAAUAAUUUCGAGUUGACAAACGCCCUCGAAGAAGGCAAGUUGCUGUUAGCCCAACGACUCAUACGCGAUAAGCAAUACGAGCAGGCGAUUGACGCGCUGCAAGCGCUGAAGUGUCCGGAAGCAUCGUUCCAUCUCGCACAGAUUUACAAGAUAUUCGCAGAUGAGAUAGUAAACUCCACGCCUCGUGAAAGUCUAACGUCCGAGAUGCGAUCGCAGCACAUUAUAAUGCUGUCGAAAGCAAGGAACUCUUUCUAUCUCACGCUCGAUCGACUUCGCAGCCCGGGUACGAAUCCGAAACACCCACUAAACUCGGAGCUUGGCACUUACAUCACCGACAUCGAGAACGAGAUGAAGAGAAUUGAUCCGGAUCUAGGCAGAGGCGACUUGAGUAGGAAUGAUAUCGAUGGUAUAUCCGAUGAGAGUUACUCUCCUACACAUAGUGCCGUGGAUCAGGCAGUCACAAAUCCGCCAUUGCCAAUGCUGACAACGCUUAUUGGUGGUUCAAAUAUGCUCAGCACACCACAGAGAAAUGCUCAUCGUACACCAAAGCAUGCUAGUACACCAUGCAAAUUGCAAUAUCACGAUUAUCUAAAUCUGUCAAAAAACCGCACGGAAGCACGUCCGAGUCCGGAACGUCUUGAUGCUCAGAUACGUCAGAUUAUGCAAUCUCGGGACAAUGAAAUACAAGAAAUAAUGGAGCAAAUGAAAAACAUAACGAUACAAGUGAAGACAAUGAAUGAGAAAGUGGAUAAUCUGACGAAAGAAGUAGUAGAAUUACGUAAAGAAAAUCAAAAACAGCAGCAACAACAGCGUACACAACAGCAACAGAAUAUGAAUCUCGCCGAUCCCGAAGAUUACUAUGAGAACGACGAGUACAUUGAUUUAAACUAUUCGAAUCAACCAAACCAACCUGGACAAGCGUCUACAAUUUCUGGUAACAUAUUUACACCGCAACACAGUCGGCCUUACGCGCCGCUGGUGUAUCCCACCACGGCGACAUUCCCGUAUUAUCCUCCUCAGGGACCUCAAUUACCACCAUUUGAUCAGGCGACGAUCUCGUCCCUCUAUCAUACCGUCUAUCCGAUGCCGAUAUUGUACCCUAAUCAGACAAAAGUACCGGAAAAUCCGCUUCAACAAGGACUCUUUGCAUCGACACUUUCCUCGCAACUGCCUGAUCUGAUGCCAGCAGCGGCGACGGCAAAUCCGUCGUUGCAAAUAUCUCUGAAGCAGAAGAUCGAAACGCCACCACGAACUAGACCUGAGACAACAACUACGAUGACAACGACGCCAACAGUCAUCAAGGAUGCACCAGUAAACAAAGCACCUCCUGUAAAUGUGGUCAUCACAACAUCCGACACGCUCCCGACCACGGUGCCGUCCACCCAGCCGACUUUGAGCGUCACCAUACCACCGCAGUAUCGAUUAGGAAGUGGAGCAACUGUGACCUUUUCCACUACACCUAUAACGACUACUACAAUGACAAUGGCGACGAAAUCGUCAUCUUCAUCCAAUGCGCCGCAUUGUUAUCAGAUACCAAUGCCCUUGCAGGCCACCAUACCAACCACUGUAAAUUUGCCACCGACCUCUACCUAUGUAGCUCCAGCCAACCUUAGUAUACCGCCAAUUUAUGCCAAUCUAACAACAUCACCGUCUAUUCUCACAAUGACUCACACGACUAGCAGUGGUGCUUUGUUAAGCACUCAGAAUAAUAGUAGUAAUAUACAUGACAAGACUGAUAAUACCAUCAAGUCUAUUUAUGAGGCAAUUGAAUCACCGAAUACAUCCACGGAGGUAUGUGAACAGGAGCAUGAUCCGAUACCGAACUUUGUGCCCGUCAUACCAUUGCCCGCGAAGGUAAAAGUUACUACUGGUGAAGAGGACGAGGACACUUUGUAUUGUGGGCGAGCGAAAUUGUUCCGUUUUGUUGACAAACAGUGGAAAGAGCGCGGCGUUGGUGAUGUGAAACUGCUGCGUAACGCAGAGGGUAAGGUACGCCUGCUCAUGCGUCGUGAUCAAGUUCUGAAGAUCUGUGCGAAUCACAUGCUAAGGCCUGAUAUGGAAUUGACUCCUAUGACAAACAAUAACAAGGCUUGGUGCUGGGUCGCCAAUGACUUUGCCGAUGAAGAGGUGAAACUAGAGAAACUCUGCAUCAGAUUUAAAACCGAGGAGGAAGCUGCAGCGUUCAAGGAAGCCUUUGACCACGCCAGACGUAAUCUACCCGCACCAUCGCCAGGAAAGGCAUCCAAAGUUAGCGAAAAAAUUUCAGCUGCUUCGUCUAGCGACAAAGACGCAUCCAAAACUCAGAAAUCACAACCGACGCAGCAAGCCAAGAUAAGUUCAUCAACAGAAGCAGCUUCCUCGGGCAAGUCGAAAUCCGGCACGACAACAUUAGGAGGAUUCUCUUUCAGUUCUAAACCUAUUAUUCAGGAAGUUAGUGACACAGAUGUGGAUGAUUUUAAAAAGGUCGAAGAACCGCCGAAAGUCAGUCCAUUUAGCGGAUUCUCAUUUACCAAGUCAACUAGCAAAUCCGAGACGAAAACCACUACCUGUACAAGUGCCGGCUCGGCGCCAUCGACAAGUUUCGUAUUCACCGCAACUCCAACAACUUCAUCUAUUCUGACUUCGCCUGUUACGACCAGUUACAGUCAGAAUUCUACAUCAUUGAGAAGACCUCGUUUACCACCACCAAACGCAAUGAAGCAAGGAUUACUCAACGAUGACACGCGAUUACCGACUGAAAACGAGCAAAGAUUAUUCAUUGGAACAGCAAGUCUUCAGUGUCAAAAUGUUAAUGGCGCCAAUGCCAUGCAGUGGAAGAGUAAGGGUACAGGAUCGAUGAUGUUGUUAUUAAACAUAAAAUCUGGCAAGCUUCGCUUGUUACUGACGGAUGACGAAAGUUCCAAAGUCUAUAGUCACGAGGUUCCUCUGGAUAUGGCAUUUACAUACAAGAGUGGCACUACAGUUGUCAACUGGACUGUUCCAGCGGAUGCUAAAGAACCCGGUAAGACCUGGUCAUUACAUGCCGCGACCUUCAGCACGCCGGAAUUGGCGUCGCAGUUCUACAUCAUCGUGUCAAGUUCUCAGCAGAAAUUAGCUAAGGGCAAUAAACCAAGCGAAAUUGCAAAGGAACUUGAGAAGAAAACUCAGAUGAGUGAAAACAAGGGCCAAAACGCCGAAGCGAAGCCACCACCGUUAUCGGAAUUGUUUAAACCACCGACUGGCUCCUGGGAGUGCAGCGACUGUUACACCAGAAACAACGCCACGGAUACGAAGUGCAUAGCUUGCAAUGCUCCAUCACCUUCAGCGACAAGCAAGAAUGGCUCUGCAAUCGUAGACCCGUCUAGUAAACCGGUCGAUUCCAGCAAACCGCCAUUAUCAGAAUUGUUUAAAUCACCUGCCGGCUCCUGGACCUGCACGGGAUGCUAUAUCGUCAAUUCUGGCGUGAAUACCUACUGCGUUGCUUGCGAUAAUCCCAAGGAUCCGUCGCAACCACCCAAACCGCAACAGAUCAACGUCUUCCAGCUGAACGCGUCCUCUUCCGGAACAGCGCCCACGACUACAUUUUCCUUCGGCAUUCCCAAGGACACCGCGAAAGAGACGACCGCCACAGGUUUUAGCUUUCGGAUGCCGAAAGUAGAGGACAAGAGCGCAAGUGAGAGCGGGAAAACAACUUCAUCUAAAUCUGAGGAGACCACAAGCACCAACUUCGUAUUUGGUAUGCCGGUGAAAAGCAGCACACCAGCAAAGAUAGGCGACUCGCCAUUUACUUUUGGAUCGCCCACCAAAUCGUGGUUUAAUUUCAUGGCUAAAUCACCAGCGAAGUCGCCCGGCGGUGGCGGCGAGACCAGCGAGGAUGAAGUGGUGGAAAGCGAAGACAUUCACUUCUCGCCGAUCGUGCCGUUGCCAGAUAAGAUCGAAGUGAAGACUGGCGAGGAGGACGAAGAAGUGCUCUACAGUCAUCGAGCGAAGCUUUUCAGGUUUGAUACUGUAGAAAAGCAAUGGAAAGAGCGUGGAUUGGGUGACAUUAAAUUAUUGUGCCACAAAGAGACCGGCAAGCUGCGGUUGAUCAUGCGUCGGGAUCACGUGUUAAAACUAUGCCUAAAUCAUAUGCUAUCUGUCGAAUUAGAGUUCACACCGAAGGAUGAGAAAACAUGGCUGUGGACUACUGCCGAUUACAGUGAGGGCGAGAUUGAGUACAUGCAGUUCGCCUGCCGUUUUAAGACGUCCGAGAUUGCAGCGGACUUUAAGAGAGCGAUUGAUGAUGCCAGAAAAAAUCUCAAGUCAUCGCCCAUCUCUGUGAGUGGUAGUGGCGAAAAAAUAGGUAAAUCUGCGACAACGAAAACGCCGACAAAGGCGUUGAAUUCGCCAGUCAAGGAAAUCGAGAUCGUCUACGAGACAAAGGUCACUUCGGAAGAAAAAGCAGCCGCUUUAAAGCUGCAACUACCGGAGAAUUUCUACGCUUAUAAGCAAAAAGAAGACUGUCCCGGCUGCAGAGGCUGUAGAAAACCGAGUAUUGUGUUAUAUCCGGACAUCGCCGCACAAGACUCGAAAUGGAAACCCGUGCCGGAAGAAAAGAAGGUGAUGACACAAUCAAAAGUGAAUACGACUUCAUCGUCGUCGAGCGUCUCUAGUGAGAGAGACGUGACACAAUCCACGUCUGUGAAAAAUGGAUUUUCUUUCGCAUCUGCCUUGACAUUUAAGCUGCCAUCGACUACUUCCACCAACUUCGACAGCUCUGCAAUGAGCUUCGGUACCGGUGAUCUAAAAUUAUUCAAUGAUAAGAAGACCACGACUUUUUCAUUUGGUAUGAAUCCACAGUUCGGUACCAAUGAAAUGACAGAGAAGACAACAGCGCCAACGACGACGAAUAUCUCACUUGAUGAUUUCAAGAUCUGCAGUCCUUCCAGUACUCAAAUCACGCAGACAACUGUUUCCACCAGCUUAACUGAUACAGCUGGACAGUUGAUAUUCGGCCAAGCAGCAUCGAAGACAUCCAUAUUCAAAACGCCUACCUUUACUUUUGAUUCCGAAAAGACCAUCUUCGGCGACGCUGCGAAAGCCUCAUCGAAAACGUCUGGCUCCGAUGGAAGCAGCGCUGACAUCCCUAUUUCUUCUUCCACCGUGCCUACGAUCUCUACUGCUACUACUACAGUGAAUUCUGUCCCGAAGACUUCGACUGUAAACACCACAUCGGCAGUCACGUCCUCAAACUCAGUCUUCGGCACCAACUCUACAUUCUUUUCUAAGAUGAAGUUUGGCAGUCCUUCGCAGUUCGGUAGUUCUAUGACAACAAACAUUUUCGGCGGAACGACCGCAACGACGACAACUAUGAGCGUCUUCAAUCCCACGAUACCGAUAACGAACAUUUUCGGUGGGACCACAGCAUCGACGACGACGACGAACUUCUUCGGCGGAACAACCGCAGCGACAACGACACAAUUCUUUGGGAAAACAACGGCGCCGACGACGACGAACAUUUUCGAGUCCGUGGCACCGACAACGACGAAUAUCUUUGGCGGAACAACGGCAACAACUACGACAAACGUCUUCGGCUCUGCGACGACACCAAAUGUUUUUGGUACAAAAUCGGCAGAUAAUGGUCAGAAAAACGAAGAUGUUCCCAAUUUCUUCACAACAAAUAACAUGUCGUUCUCAAUGCUCGCUGCGACGGCAGCGCAACCCGAAGCUUUCAAAGUCGAUCCCAACUUUUCAUUCGCUGGUGCGGGAUCUUCGGUAUUUGGUUCAAAAUCUGCCGUGUCUUCGAAUCAAAAUAAAUCCCGCAAUGAUUCCACGCAAAAGGAGGACAAUGAAGAAGACGAUGGUGAAGUAGAUAAUGAGCAGGAGCAUGAUCCUCAUUUUGAACCUAUUAUACCAUUACCAGAUGCUAUUGAAGUCCGAACCGGUGAAGAAGAUGAAGAGAAAGUGUUUUGCCACAGAGCCAAGCUAUACAGGUUUCACAGUGACGAGAAACAACGCGGCGAGUGGAAGGAACGUGGCGUCGGUGAAAUGAAAAUUCUGCAUCAUGCCGGUCACGGCACCUAUCGAUUGCUACUACGCCGAGAGCAAGUGCAUAAAGUCGUCUGCAACUUUCUGAUCAUUCCUGAUGUGGAGUUCCGUCCACUUUCAACAUCAAAUCAAGCCUGGAUGUGGGCGGGUCUAAAUUAUGCUGAGGAGGAACCAUGCGUCGAACAAUUAGCAGUUAAAUUUAAGUCAACCGAAAUAGCCCAAGAAUUCAAAGCGCACAUCGAUAACAUUCAACAAGAACUGCGCGAAAAGAAAACUACUAAAGGUGAGAAAAACGCUGGCGAAGCGGAAGAGAGCGAAGAACACGAUCGUGUUCCUCGCUAUCCUGUUGCUGUCUUCAUGGAUGAGGAGGAAGAGGAAGAAGAGGACGAAGAAGAGGAUGAAGAAGACGAGGAAGAGGACGAUGAGAACGAUCAAGAGAUGUCUGUUAUAACUACAAAACGUGCCACUGUGUAUGCGAGAUGGCCCAAUCAAGAAACCAAAUGGGAAAAAGUGGGUAUGGGAGAUCUUUCAAUCCAAUAUGAUUCCGAGAUUUACGCGGAAAGAAUCGUCUUAAAAGUCGACAACUCGGAGGAAUGCGCGAGCAACACUAUCAUCAGCGAGAAUACAGUGAUGCGGGUGGAAGACAAAGAAUGUAUUUGGAGCGGAAUUGAUUAUGCUUUGGAUCCCCCAAUGAGAAGAGUUUUGAGAGCAGUUUUCUCGUCGGCGGAAGCAGCACAAGAGAUGCAUACGUUUUUCGAGGAUGGAGUGGAUAGUGCGAGGCAAUCUGGUGUCCUCGAAUAUCAAGAUGAAUGAAGACUUUUAACUAAUAAAUAGCUAAUUAUUGGCUGUUGUUACAUAAUUCAUUACCUUCCUAUGUUAGCAUAAAUGUUAAACGGGUUGUUUCUUGUCGCUCUUCUCAAGUUGUAAGAUUAAGUAAGAGAAAAUGUAUCGUUAGAUUUUUAUGUGCAGCUGUCUUUUUUUCCUUUCUUUUUUAGAUUCGAAACACGAGUUUGACAAGUACAGUUAUCUAUGUAUGCACAGGAACACAAGUGCAAGUUCCAUAAUAAUAAUAAUUUAUGUGCUGCGGAAAUACUUUAUAAUAACUACAUAAACUAGAAGAAAAAUAGAAUCAAAUAUCACGAUGUUAAAUUUCUUCAGUUUUUUGUACUAGUCUGUAUAAGAAAUGCCUUUUUUUUUAUAAAUGUGAUACGUGCCAAAAGUUAUGAACGCUUUCUUACUUUGCAUGAAAGCACUGUCUUUCGCUAUACUUUAUAAUUAAUUUUUAAAAAUCUAUUAAUCACAUCUCGAAAAACUAUACAUAUAUAAACUUGUAAGCGGACACUUACAAAAACAGUAAUCAACCAGAUGGUAACGCUGUUUACACAAGCUGGUAAUUUUCUACUACAAUUAAGUUGAAAAAAAAUAAUUAAGAUUAUGUUUGAUUAGAUUGUAAAGACUUGUUGCAACACUGCAGUUAACAGCUGUUGUAAAUACCACAAGAUUUUACAGUUUACACCUAGAGCAUGAUUGUAUAUCUUGGACUAAAAUAGAAAUUGCCACAUGAAAAAUACAUCGUGUAUAGAUCAUAUGUAUAACAUAUUGUAACGUACAACAUAAAUAUAUUAAACAUUUGAUCGAAA
This is a messenger RNA of Pogonomyrmex barbatus (red harvester ant), 9750 nucleotides long. RefSeq names its product E3 SUMO-protein ligase RanBP2. Gene Ontology annotation, biological process: intracellular transport. Gene Ontology annotation, cellular component: nuclear pore; cytoplasm. The record is from RefSeq and is a predicted model, not a curated record. Gene Ontology annotation, molecular function: protein binding; GTPase activator activity. Lineage: Eukaryota; Metazoa; Arthropoda; Insecta; Hymenoptera; Formicidae.